Messenger RNA from Chlamydomonas reinhardtii, 1988 nucleotides. RefSeq lists its product as uncharacterized. The record is from RefSeq and is a predicted model, not a curated record. The transcript has 9 exons. NCBI's taxonomy places the organism in Eukaryota, Viridiplantae, Chlorophyta, Chlorophyceae, Chlamydomonadales, Chlamydomonadaceae. The coding region runs from base 81 to 1226 and encodes 381 amino acids.
UGUUUCUAGGACUGGUCGCGCUCUUAGGGACAGCAGCGCUCGCGAACGAGCUGCCAGAAGAGCUCCAAGUUGUACCACUUAUGAAAGACAUCGACUGGAAAACCAAACUUUCGGGGCUCGUCAACCGUGACGAGCUUAUGAAGAAGCCCCGCGUGAUCUUUGGAUACCUCAGCGAAAAGGACUGGGCCUUCAUCGAGUUCCUGUGCUUCACGCACGCGUCGUGGCGCUAUGUGGUGUCCAUGGCUCAGCCCACUGGCUACCGCAUUGACCUGGUGGUGUUUGCUGAGAGCCGCUGGCUGCGAGAGAUGGGGUCCAUUUGCGAGGUGGUGGACCUGAACGAGGUGGCGAGAGGGGGCGGCGACGAAGAUGAUGAAGGGGAAGGAGGGGAAGGAGGAGGAGGAGGCAGCUACGCGCAGCUGCGGCGGCACGGCAAUGAGUCAACGUGCUUCGUGGUGCCGUACCCUCGCCCGCCGGAGGUGGUGUGGCAGAACUAUCCGUUUGUGGCAAGCUACCACUUCCUGGCGGACCAGCGGGCGGCCGACCUGAUCACACACAAUUACGGAUACGCCAUGAAGACAGACUUCGACUGCUUCAUCACCGCCACCCUGAUCCACCACUUCCCACUGCAAUUUGAGACCGGCCGCAUGCACUACACGCCGCUGCCCGGCACCUCGGAGCGGCUGCGGCGGGUGGCGCAGGACCUGGGGCUGCAGCACCGCGGCCGACACGACGUAGGGCCCACCUGGUACGGCGACGCGCACACGCUGGUGUCUCUGGCCCGCGCCUCGCUGCCCGUGGUGUACCACCUGCUGGAUGAGGAGUUUGAGGCCAACGCGGACGGCAGCUGGAGGCAGAACUGGGUGGCGGGAGAGGGCUGGCCUCUGUGGAGCAAGGACAUGGCAGUCAUGUACGCACCCGACAUUGUGCUGAACCAUCUGGUGGAGAAUUUCGACAUCUCAACCAAGUACGAUGUACACGGCGACACGGAGCGAUACACGUUCAGCCUCUACCACAUCCACUGUCAGCACGGAGAUGGCAACUUCUCCAAGUUCGAGUUCUUUAAGCACAAAUAUGACGACAGGGACGUCACCGGCGGCCUGGACUUCCACCUGGUCAAGGACUACGCCCUGUGGCUGGCCGUCAGCACCUGGCGACACGUGAUGGCCAUGCAGCAGGGGCAGCAGCAGGGGCAGCAGCAGGGGCAGCAGCAGGGUAGCUGGCGGUAGCUGGGGGCGUGGCGGUGGGUGGGGCCGUGGCAGUAGCGGCAGGCGCCAUGUGUGGCGGGGGCGCAGGGCGCGCAGUGAGGUGCAGCAGGUGCAGGAGGGAAGGGCUCUAGCAGUGCGUGCAGCAGCACCUUGGGCUCUAGCAGUGGCAGCAACCGGAGGUCAUGGGUUCACGGCAUUUGGGAGAUUGACAGAAGGCAGAGGUGGACCAGCAGGGAAAGGUAUGUCAGUCCCCGCCUAGAACAUGGUGAGAUGUCACACCCAGUCUCAAGAACUUGGAUUGGGGGCCUUGCGGCGCUGGCGGCAGUAGGGUGUGCUGCAUAGCGGCUGUGAUCCAGUGUUGACGUCAACAACGUAGCGGUGUGAACUGGACAGGAUUGGGGCGCAUAUUGCGUGCGCGUAUUGGCUGGCCCGGGUAUUUUGAAGGGACCUAGUCAUGGAACUGGGCGGCCGCAAAGUUUGAUCUGUGAUGGCGACGGAGGGGGGCUGGAUUGGCUUAUGGACUGAUGAGGGGGCUCGGUCAACCAGUCGCAAAUGGGCAGAUGGUGCCGGGCCGGGCUGGGGAUGGCCCAGCGCUGGCAUAACAGAAGGAGCUUGUCAGCCGCCUUCUUUCCGAGUGCCAGAUGCACUUCUACGUACCAUGACGUGCAUGCUAUGCAAGUGCACGCGCACGCUCACAUGAAAGCCUAGCGCACAAACGCCAGUACUCACGCAGACAACUCUUGCGCUGGCGAACGCAGGCGCGUUUUACCAGUCUCUGGAUUU